AUGCGUAAAUUGUUAAAAAUUUAUUUGAACUCUUCGGAGAAAAAAAAAUUACCAUCAGCUAUUUUUAUUACAGCAAAUAUGAAACGAGUGUUAAGUGAUUAUACAAACUCUCAAACGUUAAAAAAAAUCAAGCAGCCUGAAGCCCUUCAAGAGUUAUAUCGUCUUAGGCCAGAAUUUAAUGGCAAGCCAGUUUAUUUUUUUUGUAAAAAAACGCUGUAUAUAGAGGGGCUUUUAGUUUAUGACAAACAGGAUAAAAUUUUUUAUGUUUUUGACAAAACAACCGGUGAAAAGUUUAAUUCUUUUGCUUCUUGGUUCAAGUUUCUUAAAAUUAAAAAGAUAUUUGGUGGUGAACGAUUAGCAUUAGCUACAAUUUUCUUUGAACCAAAUACUUCUGGUUUUAAUUUAUCUUCAAUAUUAAGAACUAAACCAAUUCCAUAUUGGAAAAAUUACAACUCAGCAACUAUAAUAGAAGUUACAUCGUUAAUCAAAAAAAAUAUAAAUUCAAAACAAGAGUUUUUUAGCAUAGGAUUAAAGGAAAUUAUUAAUGGAAUAGGCAUUAUAUUUUUUGGAAAAGGACAAAGGAUAGUGAAAAAUUUAAUUUUUAAAUGGCAGGGAAAUUUAAUUUCUUAUGAAUUAUACGUCUUAGAAAAAAAUAUCAAAGAAAUUGAUGGAGUAGCAACUAAAAUCGCAAUUGAAAGGACUCUUUCAGAAAUAGAAAAGAUAAUUAAUUACGUAUUAAAAGCAAAGAUAUGUACUGGACAAAUGACUGAAGAAAAUAAGAGUCAACCUGAUGAAGCAUAUAGAAGAAUAGACUGUUUAUUGUUAGUAAUUAAUAUAAAUAUAUGUAAAAACUGUCAAAAAUUAAAGAAUACAUUAAUAAAAAUCAAAAAUCGAAAUUCUAUGGGUACUUUACCUACUAAAGUUGCUCAUGCUUCUCAAGAAGUUUUAGCUAAAAAGAUUCAACUUCAAAGAAAGGUGGAAGAAGAAGAGGAGAAAAUAUCAAACGAGUUGGGUCAAAUAGCUAAAAAAGUAGCUUGUGAUGUUAUAAAAAAAAAAUUGACCUUUCUUCCUUUAAUCCAAUGUUUCGAGAAUUAA
Molecule: messenger RNA, 1095 nt
Organism: Rhizophagus irregularis DAOM 181602=DAOM 197198
Lineage: Eukaryota; Fungi; Glomeromycota; Glomeromycetes; Glomerales; Glomeraceae
Source: RefSeq, a predicted model, not a curated record